Amyelois transitella is the source of this 1670-nucleotide messenger RNA. Its product is annotated as limbic system-associated membrane protein. Gene Ontology annotation, cellular component: plasma membrane; axon; neuronal cell body. The transcript has 11 exons. The coding region runs from base 4 to 1425 and encodes 473 amino acids. Lineage: Eukaryota; Metazoa; Arthropoda; Insecta; Lepidoptera; Pyralidae. Gene Ontology annotation, biological process: homophilic cell-cell adhesion; synapse organization. The record is from RefSeq and is a predicted model, not a curated record. Gene Ontology annotation, molecular function: protein binding; axon guidance receptor activity.
GCGAUGAGGUUACUCCACCUGCUCAUCGUGGUCGCGGCGGGGUGGACACAAUGCGAGCAGUCCUCCAGCGCUCCUGUGACGGUCACCACUUGUGAGAACGACACUGUACUGUUGCCGUGUCAUCUAGACCAGACUGAGUCAAACUACCACGUCCGAUGGUACAAAGACGGCCGGGUGAUAGCUGAUAGCGAGCAGGGGGUGCAAACUCCAAGGGUGAUGAUGUACUCCAACUCUAGUCUUCAGGUCGUGGAUCUGAAGUCUGAAGAUACAGGGGAUUAUACUUGCGAGGUUAUUCGGCCUGAGCCAAGUGGGCCAAUGCGGCAAACUCAUUACAUUGAAGUGCAAACUCCUACGACAGUGCGUACGAUCCCAGAGAAUGGAUACCAGGAGGUGCGCAAGGGGGAGUUUGUGGACAUCGGCUGCGAGACGACUGGCACCCCAGAACCAGUUAUCAAUUGGAGAAAAAAUGGCGAAGAGAUAGCGCUUCUGGAGCAUCGUCACCGCAUCAAGUUUCGAGCGGAACAUCGCUUGCUGGCGGGAGUGUACGAGUGCGUGGCCUUCAACGGGGUGGGAGAUCCUAUGAAAGCGAGUAUCAGGGUUGUUAUACAUGACGCUCCAGUUGUGACAGCAGAGCGUAGCUUCGUCCACACGGCGGUGGGUCUCCGGGCCGCGUUGAUCGCCAAGCUUGAAUUCUCAGUGCCGGCUGCCAAGACCGCUUGGUACAGAGACGGUGUGCCCGUUAGGACUGACGACAGGGUAGUAAUUAUGGUCUUCGACAACAUCCAUCAGCUGAUCUUCCGAACCGUUCGUAAGUCUGACCUGGGAAACUAUACCUUCAGAGCGGAAAACCCACUUGGCAUGGCUGAUGUGUCCUUCAAACUUACUGGUAUCCCAAAUGUGGCGUCUUUUAAAGUCGAUCCAGCGCUGAACAAGGCUACUGCCACCAGUUUCUCUCUCAUUUGGGAAGUGGAUUCUUACUCUACUAUCAUAGAAUACAACCUCUGGCUUCGUCCAUACUACGGCCGUCUUGCAUCAACCGACGGGGAUGGUUUCACUACCGAGACACCAGCGAACUUGUGGAGUAAGAUAGUGGUGCCCGGGGACUCCAGCGAGGGCCCGAUACACAGCGCGGGGUACACGGUGCGGGGCCUCACCCCCGCAACGGUAUACGAGGCCAUUGUCACCUCUAGAAAUAGGUUUGGUUGGAGUAAACCGUCUUCUGUUCUCCAUUUUGCAACGGAAACCGGAGCCGCUUAUGCACGCCCACCCACCACAGACGACAUAGACAUAAAUCCAGUCUUAGAAGAUGAGCAACCUCACAACAUUUCUCAAGCGAAGAUCAUAUUGUAUACAGCCUCCAAAUCUGAACAACUAUGUUCGUCUGUAACUGUUAUUUGUGUUUUGUUAUGGGUUUACUUCAGUUGAAAGGUAAAAUAAGAAAUUUGAAGCAGUUUAUGCUAUUAAAGACUUGACUUCUUAAUUAAAGCCAAGUGAAAAUUUUUCUGAAUGAUUCUGGAUGUCUCAAUUAAGUGAAGUAUAUAAAUUUGGACACUAAUAGCAAUAAAUACCAAUACUACGUUAAUUUGUAAAAGUAUUAAAGCGAAAUUGUUUUUUUUUUAUAAAUGUCACGAGUAAAUUCUGUUGACUGUAUCGACACAUUUCAUGCCAAA